This is a messenger RNA of Ostrinia furnacalis (Asian corn borer), 552 nucleotides long. RefSeq lists its product as uncharacterized. Gene Ontology annotation, molecular function: iron ion binding; inositol oxygenase activity. The record is from RefSeq and is a predicted model, not a curated record. Gene Ontology annotation, cellular component: cytoplasm. NCBI's taxonomy places the organism in Eukaryota, Metazoa, Arthropoda, Insecta, Lepidoptera, Crambidae. Gene Ontology annotation, biological process: inositol catabolic process. The coding region runs from base 1 to 552 and encodes 183 amino acids. The transcript is spliced from 5 exons.
AUGGGACAAAAGCGCGAAAAGUGGCUCAAGUUCAACCACUUCAAGGCGACCAUCAAGGAGGCGCUGACGAAGCUGAACGAGCUGGUGGACGAGUCCGACCCCGACACCGACCUGCCCAACAUCGUGCAUGCCUUCCAGACGGCCGAGAGGAUUAGAGAAGACCACCCUGAUGACGACUGGUUCCAUUUGACUGGGCUGAUCCAUGAUUUGGGGAAGACUGCUGAGAGUAUUAGGGAAGACCACCCUGAUGAUGACUGGUUCCAUCUGACCGGGCUCAUUCAUGAUUUGGGGAAGCCUGAAGGCUGCAAAGAGAAGGCCAAGGAGGCGCUGACGAAGCUGAACGAGCUGGUCGACGAGUCGGACCCCGACACCGACCUGCCCAACAUCGUGCACGCCUUCCAGACGGCCGAGAGGAUUAGAGAAGACCACCCUGAUGAUGACUGGUUCCAUUUGACUGGGCUGAUCCAUGAUUUGGGGAAGGACAUGCCUUCCAGACCGCCGAGAGGAUCCGGGAGGAUCACCCUAAUGAUGACUGGUUUCUAUCCUCAUUGA